AUGCCUGGUUGGCAAAGCACCCUGGAAGAUAGGAUGGAAGCCCUGCAGCAGGAAAUGACCAGGAUGCAAGAGCACAACAAUAUCCUCUCCUCCAAACUGGACGACACCCAGAAACAGCUUCAUGAGCAACAAUCACGUUUGGCCCAACUGCAGGACGGUUUGGAACAAACCACGCAACUUUGGCAGGAACGAUCACUGAAGAGCGUACCAAGGCCUAACGAUCGAAAGGCUGGAAAGCAGCUAGCUCAGGGCGAACCGUCCGCCUCCCGAAGAAUGUUCUUGCCAACUUCGGCAGAGCACCACCGGGAAUACCAAGUCUACUCCGACCGCCGCGACAGAAUCAACGACCGAUGA
Molecule: messenger RNA, 354 nt
Organism: Prunus armeniaca (apricot)
Lineage: Eukaryota; Viridiplantae; Streptophyta; Magnoliopsida; Rosales; Rosaceae
Source: the annotation of a GenBank genome assembly